AACCUUAGUUUGGUGGUUCACCCAGACCUCCCGAUCCGACCGAGAAGUUUGAAAGUCGAAACGGAUUGUGCUGCAUGUUUUUGAUCCAAAUCUAAAACCCCCAGCCCAGGGAGGCCGAGAUCAAAUCAGCUAUUUUUUAAACCCUAAACCUUGGAGGGAGUCUGCAACACAUAGAAUUGCAAAGUUCAUUUCAGUGAUCGUUUUCUUUUUUUCUCUUUUGUUUUUGUUCUUUGGGUUCCAGGGGUUCUCUCUCUCUCUCUCUCUCUCUCUCUCUCUCUCUCUCUCUCUCUCUCUCUGCAGUUGGUUUGAACUUUCUCUGUUAAUUGAUGGAUUGAGCAGGGGUUUUCGUCUGCAAGACUCCGCGUGAUGCAGGUCGCAAGAAGAUCAACUUUAGCCGGCAGAAACCCUAUUGUUCGAUUUACAGAUUCGAAAAGGGAUUUGAUUUUUAAUUUGUAUAGACAGCUAGAUAUGUAAUGUUGUCUGAACUUGGUAAAUGGCAGUUCUCACCAAGAUAUAUGAUUCUGUACAUGGGGCAAAUAUUUGGUGUCAUGUAAGGAAUUUUGCUGCCUCUGUUCCUUCUGAAGCAUCUGAACCCGUGAGGCGCCAGAGGAGACUGUCAAAAGAUGAACGGCAUGCAAUGGUGAUAUCCUUUAUUGACAAGUACAGGGCUGAGAAUUUAGGAAAGUUCCCUACCCCUUCGAUUGCUAGAAAAAACCUGGGUGGUUCUUACUAUGUUAUAAGGCAGAUUAUUCAGGAACUAGAAUACAAAUCCAAGGUAUCCGCUACUAACAAGAUGAAAGAAAAUAUACAGAAAAAAGAAGUGGAAGCUGCUGGCCUGGAAUCUUUGACCAAAGUUGAAGAGAUUUCUGAAAGUACGAUGGGUUUUACUCCUUGUGAACAUAAGUUGGGAAUACAUGAAGACACCCAAACCAUGAUUAAAACCAUGAAUGAUGGGGUCAUUAGUAAACAUUUUGAUGCAAAAGAAGGGCCUCAAGCUUCCACCAGGGUUGAGGAGGUUUUGUCCAUAGAAAAUAUGAAACUGGAAUGCAAGGAAGUAAUUCAUACACAUCCUGAGAAACAUGAGGACAGUGAAAAAGAAAGAAUUGCCACUAAAGGCUUGCAAGACUCAAAGGGUCCAAGGGGAGAAGUUGUGCAAGAGAACACUCAUGCCCUUGAUUCAGAUAAAUUUAAAAGGGUCAUCGUUAGAAAAGAGAAUGAAGAAGACGAGUUGCAAAAUAGACCAACCAUUUGGAGAAAUCUAAAAUCUAUCGCAGAUGGUUUCAUGAACUUUUGGAGAAAAAAGUAAAGUUCUACUGAGGUAGGCUUGAAUCUUGGAAAUUUUGAAAGUCAUCAUGUUUUUAUUAUGUUAUUUUCAUUAUGACACUAUACCAUGUGAUCUGUAGCUCAGCCGACCUAGGUCUACAAAUCUAUUCCUACUAUCAAUGAAUUCCAAGGAUUUUUGGUGGAAUGGGGGUUGUAAUUCUUUGUACUUCUUGAGGUAUAAUGAAAGAUCGAGAGGCUUUUGAUUA
This is a messenger RNA of Macadamia integrifolia, 1529 nucleotides long. RefSeq lists its product as uncharacterized. The transcript has 5 exons. Bases 494 to 1306 code for a protein of 270 amino acids. Lineage: Eukaryota; Viridiplantae; Streptophyta; Magnoliopsida; Proteales; Proteaceae. The record is from RefSeq and is a predicted model, not a curated record.